CUUAUUAAUACUUCUAUUACUUAUAUAAAUGUCAUUUUGACAAUAUAUUUUACACCUUUAUGCGCUAAAAUAAUAUCAAUCUCCAUGGAAUUUAAAGAUAUAUCUCAUUCAUUAUCGCCAUGUAAAAAUAUUAUAUUAGAGGCCAAAAGAACCCUUAUAUGUGAAAAUAUAGAGGCAUUUGCAAAUACAGUUUUAGAAAGCCCUCUCUUCAAAAAUCUCACUACAGUUGAGAAGACGCCACUUAAUAUUAUAGAUAGUUCGGAAGAAAGUGAGGUGCUUAAUCGUAAUUCCAGCACAAGUUCUUCAUUGGAUAACUCCGUACUUUCUAUAAAAGAGGAAGAUCUACCACCUGAGAGGGCUCUUCUUAAAAUCUACUUUCAUAAAUGGAAAAACAACAUAAAACAAAAAUCUACUGAUAAACCAACAUUGGAAAAAUUCAUUACCAAUCUAAAGCAUUAUCAAAAAAAAUCUGUUGCUAAAGUUAAGUCAAAAAAAGAGACAAAACAAAUUUCUUCGCCCCACAGCAAUUUCCAAAAUAGAUAUAAGGCACAAACAUUUAUUAUAAACAGUCAAAAAGCAAAACUGGAGGAACAAGAAAAAAUUAUCAGCGAGCUUAAGUUAGGAAUUAUCCGCGAAGACCUGUUAAAAUCAAUAGAAAACACUAAAUUCCAAAUAAAAAAUAUAUUUGCCAACUGUUCAGAAACCCUGUUAAAGAAAGCUCCUUUGGUAAAAUCAUCAGAGGAAAGAGAUCAAAUAAUGAUCAGUUCUCAAAAAGCGCCGAAGUUUGUACAACACAUGGAGCAUAGGGCAAUUGAAAGGGCAAAAUAUAGAGACAUGAUUUUAGAGCGAAAAAAAGUUUUAGAAGAAGCGCGUCAAAGACUUUUAGAAGAAGCAAUUGAGAAGAAACGAGUCUUGGAAGAAGAAGAACGUAAAAAGAAUUUAGAAUUAAUUAAUGAACAGCGCAGGAAAGAUUUAGAGCUGCGAAAAACGAGGCAAAAAAAUAGAGAAAUAUUUGAACAAAAACUAAAAAAAGCUGAACACUUUUACAACUGUUUACUAGUCAAACAGUGUUUUCAGAAACUGAUUUCAAAUUAUCACAAUUCUUUGUACAAUCAUUCUUUAGCUACUAGUCAUUAUUUGCACAAAGAAAAACUAAAAGCUUUCAAAGGCUGGAUGGGGUAUGUGGAGUCAAAGUACGAAAUCAAGUACCAAAUUGCUGACGAACAUAAAAACUAUAAAUUACUGAGACAUAGUUUUAAUAUCUGGAAAGAGUUUAAGUUGGAUUGUAUGAGAUCAAGACAAGUCGCUGAAGAUAUUUAUGACUUUAGGUUGACAAAUAGGGUAUUUGUACAUUGGUAUAGAUAUGUGUGUAAACAAAUAAUGAUAGAAUAUAAAAAGAUGAAUAUAGCUAAAGAACAUAAUAACAGGCGGAUGUUGUUUCAUUAUUUUUAUUUGUGGAAAUCGUUGCCAGCAGUACUACAGCUUGAAAAGGCGAGGGACGAAAGAAAAAGAAAAUGGCGGGAAAAAGUUUGGGAAGUGCUGCCCGAUUUUAAACCACCCGAACCGUUAUAAAUAUCUUUAAUAGAGAAAAAACGGCGUCAAGUUUCCUUAGAAAUGACUAUCUUUACAUUUACUCAUAUAUCUAAAAUGAUAUGGUAAAUGUCAUUGAUAGUCAUUGCAAGCCAAAUAUGGCACCGUUUUUUUUUCGACCGUAUGGUAUAGGAUAAUUUAAUAAUAAAACUUUAGUAUUACAUAACAAAGUAAUUGUGAAUAUUUUUAUACACACAAAAUAUUAA
Molecule: messenger RNA, 1796 nt
Organism: Sitophilus oryzae (rice weevil)
Lineage: Eukaryota; Metazoa; Arthropoda; Insecta; Coleoptera; Curculionidae
Product: coiled-coil domain-containing protein 191
Exons: 4
Coding region: 85-1572 (495 amino acids)
Molecular function (GO): phosphatase binding
Source: RefSeq, a predicted model, not a curated record